Messenger RNA from Sclerotinia trifoliorum, 2499 nucleotides. The record is from the annotation of a GenBank genome assembly. NCBI's taxonomy places the organism in Eukaryota, Fungi, Ascomycota, Leotiomycetes, Helotiales, Sclerotiniaceae.
CUUUUCUCUUUCUCCUCUCUCUAUAACUUCUACUCCAGAGUAAGAUUAUAUUGUUGUACUUCUCUCUCUCGUCACUAUUUUCUUUCUUACGUGCCGAUAUCGUUAUUUACCGUACCUAUUGUACCUUGCACUUCCUGCAUUAUACUUUAACUUUAAUCCUCUUUUCACUUCCUGCACCACCGCACCACUGCACCUACACCCUACUUGCAUCUUCCACUAUCCAAAAUCAGCCUGUAAGCUUCCGCCAACCCUCAGAUCGCUCGGACUUUGAAAACGUCGUCACCCAACGGGAAAUAAGAUAUAAAUUUCACUCCUCUUUAAUCUACGUCAUACAAAAUCCUUCCUUCUCUUUUUCUCGACCCUUUCGGUUAUGGGUAUCUUGCGACACCAUUUAAACCAUACAGCUGGAGUUGUCACAGAUAAAGUUCCCCUUUCUCAGCGCAUUCGGGUUUGCAUUCGUCAGCAUUCACCCGUACGUUUUCACCGACAUCAUCAUCGUCAUCCUCAGGAUCCCACGAAUAUGGAUAAUAAUGAUAAUGGCGGCGGUGGUGGGCCCUCGCCCUCUCUCGAAAUCUCGCAGUCACAAACUACCGGAUUACAGAAUAACACGUCGAGUUCGAUAUUCGAGAGAGGACCAAGUACUUCAGAUAAACCAACACUUUCUGUCUCGACCGUAUCUGCGAAAACAUCCCCCUCCAAACGACAAUCUUUUCUUCCACCCAUGAUCGCAGGCCUUACAGUCAAGACGGAUUUCACAUCAGAGAAACAGAAAAACACGACUCCGCAUUUCCUCAACUUAUCGCCGAAUGUGUUGGGAAGCAAAUUCAUAGCUCUUAGAAAUCAUGAACAAACUUUGAGGACGAUGCCAAAUACAUUAUUAUAUCAUCCUGUUGUGCUAUCGCGCAAUAGAUAUAGUGAUGUCUAUCCAUGGGAACACCAUCGAAUCAAUCUUCAUUCGCUACAAUUUGGCUAUAUAAACGCAUCACCCAUUGCACUUCGAACUGCAAAUGGAAGUGGAGAGGAGCAGGAAAACUACAUAGCGACACAGGGACCAAGAGAUAACGGUUAUGAUGGUGGCUUGUUUUGGGAAAUGUGUUGGCAAGAAAAUGUAGAGGUGGUGGUUAUGUUGACAAGACCCGUGGAAGAGGGGAAAGAGAAAUGCGGUGUUUACUAUGCAGAGGAUAUCGAUGAGGUCAAGAGGGUCGGGGAAUGGGAGGUUAGAUGUGUAGGGAAAGAGGAAGAGGGAGGGACCGUUAGGAGGACGUUAAAAUUGAGGAGAAUAGGGAGAGCGGCACGUAGUGUUAGCACAACAAGCAGUACUAGUAUCGGGAAUGGUACGGUUGGGACGAUUGAGGCGGCAGAAGAGCCCUCGGAAGAAGACAAAGAAACGGAAAUUAAAGUUGAGGACUUACAGGAAGAAGAAGCACAAAUUGAAGAACGCACGAUCCAUCAUUUUCUCUUCGAAUCCUGGCCCGAUAACGACAUCCCUCAAUCGCCCGCCGAUAUUCAUUCGCUCCUCACCCUUCUCGAUGUCUCUCGCGCCGCUAACAAUCACUCGACCACGCCCCGUAUAGUCCACUGUUCAGCAGGUGUUGGUCGAACUGGUACAUUCAUCGCGCUAGAUCACCUUUUGAGAGAAUUGGACAUGGGACACCUAGAUGGAUUGUCGAAAGACAAAGAUCCUGUUUUUGAAACAGUGAAGAGGCUGAGGGAUCAAAGAAUGUUGAUGGUACAUAAGGUUGCGCAGUAUGUUAUGAUUUAUAACGUGUUGAAGGAGAAAUGGCUAGAAAGAGAAAGAGAGAAGAGCUCGAAGGAUAAGGAGAGAGAGAAAGAUAUAGACGUCGAGGUUGAGACACCAGGAGGUGGUUCGGCUAGAAAGAGGAAGUUGGGCGGGCUAGGCAGCACGACCGAGGAGGGAAGAAAUGGAGGUGGUGUCAAAGUGUUGCAUACAUGAGUUUUUUUAAUGCUGGAUCAAAAGUUUAAUUUGUGGGUGUUGGUCAUGAGAAACGUGGUUUUCCACUAUUCUACGUAGGAGAUCAUGUCAUAAUGACAGCCUUUGAUGGAGCGGGAAGGAAAGCUUAUUACAUAUGUACAAAGUUAUGUGUGACGAAUUGGCAUGGAAGGGUUGAGUUUGGUUGGACAUGCAUCAAUUUCAAAGGCGUUGGGAUUAACAUUAGAAUUAGCAUUAGCACUAGCAUUAGCAUUGGCAUGAGCAUUGGCAUUAGCAUUGAUUUGGUUGGUUUGGUUGCUUUGGUCGGGAGGUAAUAGACAAAAAGUUCAUGGACGGAAUCGGUUCAAUGACAUUGUUGGAUUAGCGCUGGAAUUAGGUUACCGAUGGUUAGGAGUCCGGAAAAGGAAUGGACUUGAUGAGAUGGGUACUCCAUUGAGCCUUUUGAUUUUCCUAUCUGUCUUUGAGUUUUAUCUUUUCCCUUGUUAGUGAUGAGUUCGGUCAAGAUGAGAUGUAUUUAUUCAUUCUGCUAGUGAGCGGGCUCGGUUUAG